This is a messenger RNA of Catharus ustulatus (Swainson's thrush), 2424 nucleotides long. RefSeq names its product coiled-coil domain containing 17 (gene CCDC17). Bases 33 to 1067 code for a protein of 344 amino acids. The record is from RefSeq and is a predicted model, not a curated record. Lineage: Eukaryota; Metazoa; Chordata; Aves; Passeriformes; Turdidae. The transcript is spliced from 7 exons.
CUGCAGCCACUGCCGCCAGCAGGGUAUUGGACAUGGGGGCCUUCCUCUGCCCCCGCUGCCGCUUGGAGUUCAGAUCCCGACCGCUGCUGCGGAUGCACCUGGAGAAGCUGUGCCUCGGGCCCCCGGCGCCCAGCAGCUCCUGCCUCCAUGGGGGGAACCCUCUGCCUGCGGAGGGAGCACAGGGCACGGCAAGGAAACCACAGGACGUCUCGGUUGGGGUGUCCCAAAAUACGGACGACGCUGAGCCACUCCAUCACUUUAUGCUUCGUGGGGUCCCACCAGCUGUGUGGGGACAGCGGAGGCCAGGGCGGGGAGCUCCCCUGGGGGAUGUGCUCACCCCCCGUGAGAGGGCCCUGCUCCGUGCGGCUGACACCGAUUCUGGGAGGCUGCCAGUGGAGGAAGAUCCCCCCCGGCAGCCGCUCCCACGGCAGGGGCACCGGCAGCCGCCGCAGGAGCUGCUGGAAGCCCACGAACGCCAGGUGGCCGCGAUCCAGGCCAGGACCCAGCAGCUGGAGCGGCAGAGAGAGGGGCUGUGCCGGCGGCUGGCGGCUCUGGGGGCCAGGGCACCUCUGGGCCCCCAGCCCGAGCAGGGGGAGCCGGAGCCGAGCCAAGGCCUGCCCGACCAGGCUGGACAGAUCCGAACAGCACAGCACAGGGCCACACUCCACCUUGACACCCUCCUACCGCCUGUGGGGCCGCUCGCAGCUGAGGCCAGGGCACUGCGACUGUCCUACCUGCGCUCCGGGGGACACGACCCUGCCAUCCUGGACCAGCUUCUCCACCUCCAGCUGGAGGCCACGGACCUGGAGAAAGGAACUGCAGGGCUGCGCAGGGGCAGGCGGAUGGGUAAGCGCCAACAGCAGACCCAGGCCUGUCCCCCCACAGGGACCGUGGCCCCACAGCCGGCACCUGAGGCACCCCCGGCUGUGCCAGCAGAGCCCCCCAGCGCUGGCACACACGGUCUGGAUGCAGCACUGCUGGCCGUGGAGCUGGAGAACUGGCGUCUAGAAGAUGAACUGUUGGCACUGAAGGUCAGGAGGGAGAGGAGAGCAGACGCUGGUAGGUGAUGGGUCCCCCAUCUGCACCCCACAAGCGCCAGCUGCCUCUGUGGCUGCAGCAUCAGAGCCCUGAGCUGGACAUGGCUCCUGGAAAUAUUGGCAAGUGGAGGGGCUGCAGCUAGGGGUGGGCUCUCUGUAGUGAGAAGGGAGAGGCCCAGUCUCCAGACUGAAUGUGGGCCUGGGGAGAUGCCAGGAAAAUGGCUGCUGUAAACCCCACGGUGUCCAAAUCGUUGCCCAGGCUCACAGGCAAGCCAGCGGCACACGGAGGAACUGGCCCAGCUCCAGGCAGAGGUGGGAAUGCUGCGAUGGCACACGGAGCAGACAAGGCCAUGGCUGCACCCUCCUGUCUUCCCUCGCCCUAUAGCUCGCCCACUGCCACCAGCCCUGGCUGUGCCAGAACUUUUCACGGUAAGAGCCUCAGCCCAGGACGAUUUUCAACUGUCCAAGGAGGGGAGAGGGGAGUUUGGAUUGGGCUUCCAGCUAGGAUAGAAGAUGGGUGUGGAGGUACAAGCUUGGGGACAUUUGGGAACCGCUCCCUUGGCUGCACUUGGGGCAGGAGGUGAGUCCCCACCAGUGCUGGACCAGGGGUGUGACUUGCUCUGCACACCCAGUGUCACAUGUGAGGGGAUGGCCAGGACCCUCCUGCCCUUGACAUCACUUUUUUCCUUUCCCAGGAGCCCCCCAGGCCAGCACUGGGGCCUGGCAGGCCCACAGCCCAUGUGCCCCCUGGACUCCCCCUCACCCCUUUUGUGGCCCUGGAGGACCCUCCUCCUGCUCAGGAGCCCCCAGCACGAGACAGGGGCCCCUGAAGGUGAGCCAGGAAUAGGCCAUGGCCCCACAGGACUGCCCUGCCACCCCCUCCACCACCUUCAAAAUGGGGCUUCAGGAACUGUUGGGGUGAUGAAGGGACAGCAAAAUCUGUGUUUGAGCUGCAGAGAUGGGUUUAGGCAGUUUUAGAGUUAGUACCAGGAUCCCACAGUGCUGGGGUGGGUAGAAGCGUACAGGAUCAGUGCUGGGAACCAAAGAGGCUCCAGGCAUUUGAGCAGGAAAAGGACAGGCAAACCCCUGAGCCAGCAGCAAACUCAGUUACACAGCUCAGCCUCCACCUCAGGAGGGAGCCCACACCCAGAGUGGUUCAACCACCCCUGCUCACAGUGGUGGUUGGGGACAGGCAGAGGGGCACAAAAAAUUCCUUGCCCUCAGGCACAGCCCCAUAGGCAGCUCUCUGUAGGGAAGUCCAACCCCCAGGCAUGCACAGCUCUGCUCUGGGAACCAGCAGAAGCCCCAGCCAUCUUUCAAAAAUAUCAGAGGCCCUGUGCUCUAUGUUUAAUAAAAGGCUUCAGCUCAUUGCUCUUCACUUCUUGGC